AUGGCGUCCGACUCGGGUACUCCCCCUCCUCCUUGGGAGCCGACUCUGAGCGGUUCCCUUCCUGCCUCAACCGCGAUCCCGUUGAAGCGCGCCGCCCUCGAGGAGGAUUUUACUCCCUCUGUACCAUCUCCUCUCAAUCCAGACGUCCGAUCAACACCGAAACCUCAAGGCGUCGACGACAUGCCUGCUAAGCGCAACAAAAAGGAGUCGCUGAAGAAGCGCGAGUCCAAGGGCGCUUUCGGCGGCGACAGCAACCGUGGCACGCCGGACCCGAAGCAUCGCGAACCUAAGCAGAGCGAUUACAGCCCGAUGCGCUACAAGCUUGCUCCUCCAAAGCCUUCAGAUUUCGAACCCGCGCGCCCCGCUGUCUUCACUUACCACCAUGACGUUCCUGCCCUCGACGGCGGCAAGAUCCAGUUCUACGAGACCUCGGAGCAUGUUCACAAUAAGAAGAGCUACCACUACACACACUGCAUUGCCGAUCCCGGAUUCCCCUCGUCGCUUUACUACCGCGGCACGGAGGCAGAGCCUCACGGCCCUCACCUAAGCUUCGAAGACAGCGCAACCCACCUGUUCUUCGACCAGACGGGCCGCCACAUCACGACCAACAAGGGGUUCCGCAUGACGCGCGCAAACGUGGCGAUCCGCGAGGGACGUUUCUACUGGGAGGUCAAGAUCACGAGAGGCAUCGUCGACAAGAAGAAUGGAGAGGGACAGCCCGAGUCGCACGGCCAUGUGCGCAUGGGCUUUGCUAGAAGAGAGGCGUCGGUGGAUGCCCCCGUCGGUUUCGACGCCUAUAGCUACGGCUUCCGCGACGUCGGUGGUGAGAAGGUUUACAUGUCGCGCCCGAAGCCCUUUUUUCCGGAAGAAGAAGGUAUCCGCGAGGGCGAUGUCAUCGGUCUGGAGAUCCAGCUACCCUCGGAGCGCCUGCAACGGAAGGUCUUGGCUGGCCAGUACAACCCCGCUGUUGACACAGGCCUGGACGACGACAGCACGGCUUUCGAUGCGCCCAACAUUGUUCGCGACCGUAUUCCCAUCCGCUUUAAGCAGCACAUCUAUUUCGAGAAGAUUGACUACCACACCACCAAGGAACUCGAAGACCUGAUGAACCCAUCGCCCGUUUCCUCUGGUCCCGCGAAUUCGGUCGAGGCGCCCAACCCCAAUCAUACCGUCCCCGCCCUUCGGACUCUCCCCAGCUCUUACAUCAAGGUGUACAAGAACGGUGUUCUCAUGGGAACCCCCUUCACAGACCUCCUCGCCUUCCUGCCCCCAGCCUCGAAACCGCAGGCGCAGAUCGGCGCCCGUGAGGGCCUCGACAACGGCAUGCUCGGUUACUAUCCUGCCGUGAGCGUCUUCAGAGGCGGCGCCGCAGAGGUCAACUUCGGUCCCGACUUCUGGUUCCCGCCUCCCGGCAUUGUUGAGGACCCGGACAACGAGGUCUCCAUGAUCGACGGCGGCCAGGACGAGCCCAGCAAGUCGUACGCAUUUGCAUAUCCCGGCCUGGAUAAGAUCCGGCCCGUCUCAGAGCGAUACACGGAGCAGAUUGUGGAAGACAUCGUAUACGACAUCAUCGACGAGGUCGACUUCUGGAUCCAGGAUGGUUGUAAGGUCAUAGAUCGCUUCGGCCAAGGCGAGAAGGCUGGUCACACAGGCAGUCUCGCAGCCAGCGGCCGUGACGAGAUCAAGGAGUUGGUCCAGGAUGAUUGA
This is a messenger RNA of Colletotrichum higginsianum IMI 349063, 1707 nucleotides long. Its product is annotated as SPRY domain-containing protein. The transcript has 2 exons. The record is from RefSeq and is a predicted model, not a curated record. Gene Ontology annotation, molecular function: transcription cis-regulatory region binding; protein binding. Lineage: Eukaryota; Fungi; Ascomycota; Sordariomycetes; Glomerellales; Glomerellaceae. Gene Ontology annotation, cellular component: Set1C/COMPASS complex. Bases 1 to 1707 code for a protein of 568 amino acids.